AGAGAAAAAGAAACCUUCGCAAGGGUUCCCUUCUCUCGCUCUGUCUUCUCUUCGAUUUCCAGCCUAACCUCUCCCUCGUCUCUCCACAUUUCUGUUCCAAGACUAGGUUUCGAUGGCGUUGGCAGGACGCUUGAGAUCGAGCCUCUCUCUCGCGCAAAGGAUUCUUAGAGCUGAGCCCGUUUCGGCGCAGAGAGCCGCUCCUAGUUUUGCAACUUCAGAGUUUCUGAGGAAUUAUGCGACUGCAUCACAGCCAAAGGAAUCAAAGACAAAGGUGCCUCUUGCUAUGUUUGGAGUUUCCGGAAACUAUGCGUCUGCCUUGUACCUCUCAGCAGUAAAAGCUAAUUCAUUGGACAAGGUUGAGUCUGAGAUUCUUGACCUUGUGGAAGCUUCCAAGAAAAGUCCUACGUUUUCUCAGUUCAUAAAGGAUUUAUCAGUGCCUGCAGAGACAAGAGUAAAGGCAAUAAAUGAAAUUUGUGCUGAAGCUAAAGUUUCAGAUAUCACAAAAAAUUUUCUGGCUGUUUUGGCUGAGAAUGGAAGGUUAAAGCACAUCGAGAAUAUUGCAAAGAGAUUUGUGGAAUUGACCAUGGCACAUAGAAAAGAAGUGAGAGCCAUUGUGACGACUGUCAUUCCCCUUCCCCCGCAAGAGGAGAAAGAACUGAAGGAGACACUGCAGGAUAUUAUUGGGCAGGGGAAGACAGUGAAGCUGGAACAGAAGAUUGAUCCUAGCAUUCUUGGUGGACUGGUCGUGGAAUUUGGUCAAAAGGUUUUCGACAUGUCGAUAAAGACCAGGGCAAGGCAGAUGGAGCGGUUCCUACGGGAACCUAUCAACUUCGACAGCCUCUGAAACCCUCAUUUGUUAUGCUGAUGCAACCAGGAGUUUUUCAGUUUCUCUUGUUUUUAGGCCCGAAUUGAUCAUCUCCUUCCUUUCUUGGAGGUGGGCUCUCCAUUUCUUUAAAAAUAAAAGCUACAAAAAGGGGCUAUUAAUAUUGUGUCAUUUCCGUAUGGGGGACAAGUCCUACUGAACCUUUUCUUUUACUCCAGAUUUUUUAGAAAAUUUGUUUGAUGGAUUAUUUUGCGUUCAUCGGUUCAGCCAAAGAACGGGUGCAUAUCUAUCCUUCUUUUGGGAGGGAGACAUUGUUUGUAGUGGUAAAAUCUUGAGCUGACAAGUGUGUGUGGGACAAUGCUGAUUUGUGUCCGCUGACAGUUGAUAGAAAUAAAGAGAAAACGAAGGUUAGGCACCAA
Molecule: messenger RNA, 1242 nt
Organism: Nelumbo nucifera (sacred lotus)
Lineage: Eukaryota; Viridiplantae; Streptophyta; Magnoliopsida; Proteales; Nelumbonaceae
Product: ATP synthase subunit O, mitochondrial-like
Biological process (GO): proton motive force-driven ATP synthesis
Cellular component (GO): membrane
Molecular function (GO): proton-transporting ATP synthase activity, rotational mechanism
Source: RefSeq, a predicted model, not a curated record